Molecule: messenger RNA, 5110 nt
Organism: Anarrhichthys ocellatus (wolf-eel)
Lineage: Eukaryota; Metazoa; Chordata; Actinopteri; Perciformes; Anarhichadidae
Gene: zcchc2
Product: zinc finger, CCHC domain containing 2
Exons: 14
Coding region: 316-3729 (1137 amino acids)
Molecular function (GO): nucleic acid binding; zinc ion binding
Source: RefSeq, a predicted model, not a curated record
GUAAAUUACAGCGAGUCCGACAACAGUCGCACGGCGGCAGCAACGUGCUAACCUUAUAUAGCUACUCUGCCGGAAAUGAGGAGUAGAACAAGAAUGUAACUGAGGAAAAGGGCUAAAGCGCCCAUGCUAACCUGAAGCUAAAGCAGUAAACAUCCAUGUAGCACUAUCGCAGCGCCAGAUGACAAGCGUUAGUUCAGAGUAAAAACACGAUCCACCGACUGACAGCUCGCCUCCUUUUCCAGCAUUACGGAACGGUGUCAGUGAUGUAUAUUCGUGCGUUAUUUACAGUCUGAAGCCUCUCUCGCGGCGCUGAUAAUGCUGAAGAUGAAGCUACCGAUGAAAAUGGGCGAGGAAGGAGGCGACGAAACGGCCGAAGACAACUCAUUGGAUCUGUCGGAGCACCGACAUGUUCCCAGGGCGGCACCUCCUUCAUCGGUGUCCGACGGACUAGAUGAGUCGCCCCUUCCCGGUGUCUAUCCAUGCCAGCUGGACAAGGAGACUGUCUUUGAGUGGUUUGGCCUCCAUCUAAAACCCGCUAAGCGGAUCGAGUUCAUGUGCGGGCUGCUACAUAUGUGCCAACCGCUGGAGCUCCGCUUUUUGGGAUCUUACUUAGAAGACCUCGCAAGGAAAGAUUACCACGUCUUAAGAGACUUUGAGUUUCGGGCAAAUAGUCCGAGCGACUUGGGGCUUUUAACAGACGUGGUCGAUCCAGUGGUGAGGUCCAAACUGCUGGUCUGCCUGUCCCUCCUCGGGUCUGACAGCAGGGAGUGUGCUGGAACACUCUUUCGGAUCCUGAGCCAUGUAGAUCCGGCCUUGUUCUACAAAAACUAUGACUGCUCCCUACCUCCGCUCGGGGAGCCGCGCCACCACCCGCUCCGUCCACCGUGUCGGGACGGGAGUGUGUAUGGGAGUUCGGAGAAGACCUGCGGCUUCUCCGCUACCGAGACGACGACCGGACCUCUGGAGCAGCUGGCGUUGCUCUUCGCCAUGGCCUCACUGCACCCGGCUUUCCACUUCCACCAGCGGGAGAUGGUCCGAGGACAGCUCGACAAAAUAGAACUCGCUAUAGAGGAGGAAAGACGUCGAAGUCAGCUCCGAAUAAACGGCCAGAUAACGGUGCUGCCGGGUCAGAAGGCGGAUUACCUGCCUGCCCCCGCGCUGGGUUUGGGGGAAUGUACAGCGUCCCAUCCGCCCUGCCAGAGCCGGCGCUCCAGCCGCUGGGCCGCACAAAGAGAAGCAGUGCAUAUAGAGGGGAUUGUGCUCAGGGGCGUCUCUCGGACCAGAAUGGACAAGGAGUACAGCUUUGAGGUGAAGUGGUCCGACUCCUCCUCCAGCAGUGUGACCAAAACUCAUCUGGAGCUGGAGAACUUCCUUCUGAAGCUUCCUAAGGACAAGUGUACCGAGUCUUUUGAGAAGGGCAUCCUGAGGCUUCUGAACCAGGGGGGCCGCAAUGAGAGCAGGGAGGUGGAGAAGAACCUCAGGGAGAGGUUCCUGACUGCUCCUCCAGUCUUCAGACAGACCAGAAAGGUCUGCAGCUUCUUCAAUUGUGACUCCAGUUACUCUACAAGUCCUCCUUGCUGCAGAUGCAACAGCCAGCUGGGUAAAGCCUACCAAGGAGACUGUUCUGAUGCCUCCAGUCAGGAGGAAGAUAUCGAGUCGUACACUCAGGGACACAAGAAAAAGCUUGGGACCAAGAGUCCAAGUCAAAGUCUCUCUAGUGCCAGGGGCCCCCAGGGGGAUUGUCGCAGGGGGGGCCACGCUGCAGAGCUCAAUGGUCCAGCAGAGAGGAGGAAGAGGAGCGGCCAGGAGGCUGAGCAGCAGCAGGACACUGAGAAGAGGAGCCACCCGUGCACUAAAACAAAGAGCAGAGGCCUGCCCACAGACAGGGACAAGGGGAAGGGGGCUGCCUUUGUAGCUAACGGCAGGUUGGUGCUAGCUCUGUCCCCUCAGAGGCAAGAUAGAGGUUCUGGUCCGGAUACCUUUGGUGAAACAUCAUCAGAAAGCUACAGCUCUCCAUCCAGCCCUCAACACCCAGGACCAGAGAGCCUGGAUAGUGAGGAUGACAACAACAAAGAUACAGACAGCCACUCUGAUGACUCAAGCAAAGGUCGGGGCCCCGACAUGUUCUUCGCCCACGAGACUGAUGCAACUGUGGUGGGGGAAGUCUCUGUCCACUCUCUGUCUUCCAAAGUCCACCAGGCCCAGGCGGAGACAAGCACAGAUUUCCCCCCUCUGUCGGUCAUGCGCUCUCUGCCCUAUGUGCUCCGUAACGGGGCUGCUGACUCUCCACUUCCACUGGUCCCUCCUCCAAGUCAAAGCAUCGUCCCCGAUGGGAAGCCCUCGCCUGGGACCAUGAUGAUGCACAUGCCCCCAGUGCCUCCAGCUGUCCUAGGCCCUGGAAUUGUGGGAGACCCGGAGAAGAGAGAUGUCCUCCCAACCUUUGGGAUUCCACCUGUCGGCCUACACCCUUCAGGAAGUCCUGCUGUGCAGCCUCUGGUUCAGAGGUUCAAAACAGCUAUGUCUCACAGCCAAGGUGGCCCUGAUGGAGCUUCAGGGAGUGGUUAUAAUCCUGCUGCCCCACAGGCUUCAGUCCUGGCUCCUGUAAGAGCCAUCAGUAUCAUGUCUCCUGGCCCGACAUCCUUCUCCUCUCCUCUUCAGCAGUCUCUGCCCUGCCAAGACCCGGCCAGUGUCGGCUCAGGCCUGGCCUCCUCUCUGCCUCACGUGGAGACUUUACAUGCCAAGCACCCCGGCUUAACACUACCAUCCGGCCUGCCUUCUCCCUACACUCUGCCCCCUGUCCCCGCCUCUGUUUUACCCACUGCAGGAGCACCUGCGGCCACUGGAAUGGCUCCAUCUCCUGGACACGUGCAAGCAGCUGUUCCUCCAGCUGUGCCCACCCACACCCCUGGACCCGCCCCCAGCCCCAGCCCAGCGCUCACUCGCAGCAUGGCACACAGUGACUGUACAUCCUACAGCAACAGCAGUGCCUCUGUCGUCUCUGGCAACCCGGUUGCUUUUCAGCAAAGCCAACAGCAACAAUUGCCCCCCCAGCAGCCGACACCGCUACAGCCACAACAGCAGCAGCAACCGAUGGGCUGUGGGACCUGUGGGUGUCACAACAACUGUGGUGGCCGAGGCAGCAUCGGUACCAACAGUGUCAGUGGUGCACCCUUAUUCUUCUCCCACCAGAUGGCAGCAGCCCGGCAGGUGUUCAGUGUUCCACCGCCUCUCUUCCAGCUCACAAGCCUGUGCAGUAACAGUUUCCUCACCCAGGCCCAGCCUCCUCACCAGGCCAACGGUGCUGCCACCCUGCCCCCCUUCUUCCCCACUGCUCCACCUCCUGCACACCCGUCCCCCUACGGCCCCCUCCACAGUCACUCUCACAGCCACGCCGACUUGCCGUCACAUAUGUUGGGCAGCCAGGCUGCAGCGGUGGCGGCUGUCGCAGCUGCAAACUACAACCUCCAGCAGCAGAUGGCGCCGGCGGCAUCGUUCUGCCAGCGUGUCUACCAGCAUAUGUACCCACCCUUGGGGAUGCUGCCGUCCGCCGCGCUGGGGGGAGGUGGAGUCAACAAGAAGAGUGGGAAUGUGUCCUGUUAUAACUGUGGAGUGAGUGGCCACUACGCUCAGGACUGCAACCAACCCUCCAUAGACUCCACACAGCAAGGUGGCUUCCGGUUAAAGUACGCAGCCUCCCAAAUUUCAGAUGUACUUGACAAUGCCGACUGAAGAAGAAGAAGAAAGGACGAAGAGGAGUUCCUCUGGUCUUGCGGUGAUUGUCGUCUGUCUGCCCCGCCGCCGCUGUGUGACCAGUGCACUGAUCUUCUGUGUACUUCAGGAAAAAAAUAUUCUUAAAAAGAAAGUGACCUGUGAAGGCUCAGUGGACACAGCCUGGGGAGGUCUUGUUCUCAGUCCCUUUCCUUUUAGUUUGUCUUUGAUAUUUUUGCACUGAGGGCUGGACAUGAAUAACUUAUUAUUUAAUUAUUAGGAAGAGAUUCUGAGGAUUGUUUUUGUUUUUACCUUAAAGUGCAGACGAGUCUCGGCUGAAAAAAAGUUCUUAAACACUAUUCUAUAUUUCUAAAACAGCAUAUUUAUUCUUCUCCCUCAUUAUUACUGCUCACUGAGCAUUUUAGUGUCGGAGAGAAUUGUACAACUGUUUUCAAAUAUGAAAUCAAAAAAGUAAUGUUGGCAAAAUGGAUUCUAUGUUGGUUGUUACUCUUUUUUGUUGUAAUGUUUUCUCAUUGAAGGAAUCUGUGUGGUCUUAUGCAUUGAUGCUUUUUAUUAUUUCAUUUGUUUUUUGUCAUUUUUAAAAUGGUUAUACUUGGUGAAAUGCACUAUAGUGAAGCAGGAAACACAAGUGCACUAAAAAGUCUGCACAACCGAGCAGAUGUAAGGAUUCACUCAUUACCACGAAACAGCAACAACAAUCAGCUGAUACAGUACUGUGAGUGCUUAGUGUCGUUUAGUACUUCAGGUGUGAAACGGUCUUAAUUACACUACAGAUAUAAAUGCCACAGAAGAGGAAACCUGAUCCUAGUCUAGUAAAAACCUGCAUUUAGAAUGUCAGGCUUACAUUGUUUAAAUGUAGGACGAGUACAGAAAUGUCAGCAGUUGCUUUUGUGGGUGGAGCCAGCAUGAAACUACUCUGUGGAUUCCUUCUUCAAGGGUUGACAGAAAUGUACGGCAUAGCUGAAGUUCUACAGACUGAUGCAAACCUUUCUACAGAGAAAUGAUCACUGCUGCUCAGCCCUGUUGAUAUGUUAACACCGUCCGUUUGUAGUUCAUGUCCAGAUGGCCUCGUUCACAGCUGCUUCUGUUCCAAGCUUACACAAGAGCGCAAUGUCACUGUGCACCGAUGACUGACUUGUUAAUGAACCUGAAGUGUCAGUGUGUGGUUGUGUUCUCUGUCACAGAACUGUCGAUGUCUGACUAACCUGAUAACAUUCUGAACUGAGAUCACUCGUGUGAAUAAACACGCUGCAUCUGGCAGCACCAUACUGUAACGUUUCACUUGUUAUGAAGCCUCAGGCUCUUUUAUGACAAAUGCAGUGUUUGAGAACACGGAGACCCAAAGUGUAGUGUUCAAUCAAUUAUACAGGAAACACAGUUG